GGUGUACACAGUGGAAACAAACGUGAUGAGCAUGUAUACGGCCAGAAUCUUUUCCACCUACGUAUGUACGGCAACUUAACAUGCCUAUCAAAGUCACCGCCUUGAGACUCCUUGUCAUUAUAUAUGCUUGUCUUUCUUGUCUAUCAUGCAUUGUGGUCUUGUACGUCUCUUCCUUGGUAUGUCUAAGUACUCGAAAUCGCCUUCGUGGGGAGGAUUCACAUGUAUGGCUGUACUGUAUGUAUGCACAUGUCAGAAUCCCCCGUACUGUAUCCCGAAUGGAGGCAUAGGUACAAUUCACUCCUGUAUUCUCCACACACACAUCCAUACACACAUAGACUACUGUACGGCGCACAUACGAGUAUGCUCUUACCGUCUACUAUUCCCUUUUCUCUCUCAUCUCAGCAUCCUAGCAUCCCAAGCAUCAUCCCAGCCCACCUCCAUCCCGGCAAUCCCAGCGGCAACCCAGCAGGCCAUGUCAUCCUGGCUCCAUUAUCCCUGCUGUCCAUGCCGUCCAUGCUAUCCUUGUUGUUGCCGUCCUGACCAGCAUCCUUCGCAAUCCGUGUACCGGGGGAUAGUGGUCCUACCACACACUACCUGGACACGAGAGCCACCCGUCGAGUCUCCCACUCCCUAGCAGUAGUAGGUCUAGGUGCGUGAGCACGCAUCGCCAGCUUUGGCUGCAUUGAUUUAUAUCCUCCCACUCUGCCCUCGGGGCACCAUUGUCUACUAUUCAUUAUUUCAAACGGCCUGUCCAUCGUUCCGUGCCGCGCCGCCGCCGCUGUCGCCGCACUACUACCGCCUCACAGAUCCAUCCAUCCAUCGCUCGUCACUAUCACUGUCAGGUCGCAAACGUCUGCUUGUCGUU
Molecule: messenger RNA, 865 nt
Organism: Aaosphaeria arxii CBS 175.79
Lineage: Eukaryota; Fungi; Ascomycota; Dothideomycetes; Pleosporales
Exons: 1
Coding region: 146-634 (162 amino acids)
Source: RefSeq, a predicted model, not a curated record